CCGGCCUUAGCCCAGUCCCAGCCCCGCUUAUUUUACCUCCUUUAUGACGGACAGCAUGUCGGACUACAGCGCGGUGCCGCCGCCCGGGGCCGGAGGAGCUCUCGGUGCCGGUGGACUGAAGAAAGACGCGUUUGCGGACGCCGUGCAGCGAGCCCGACAGAUUGCAGCCAAGAUUGGAGGAGACGUAGCAGGUCCCCCAGUGAGCAAUAAUGGAGGAGGAGCGGAGAGCUACCCUUUUACCCCACAGAAACGCUCUCUGGAGGACGCAGAUCAACCCGAAAGCAAGAAGAUGGCCCCUCAGAGCGACAGGGACAACGCGACUGCACUCUCCAUUGGAGCCCAACUGGCAGCUCUGUCUCAGCAGAGCGUUCGUCCCUCGUCUACAACAGAAGAGUACAGAGUACCCGACGGAAUGGUUGGCCUCAUCAUUGGCCGAGGAGGAGAACAGAUUAAUAAGAUUCAGCAGGAGUCCGGCUGUAAAGUUCAGAUUGCUCCAGACAGCGGCGGUCUUCCGGAGCGGAGUGUGUCCCUUACAGGGUCUCCUGAUGCCAUACAGAAGGCCAAGAUGUUGCUGGAUGACAUUGUGUCGCGGGGGCGAGGCACGCCCCCUUCGUCGUUCCACGAGUCGACCAAUGGGCAGAGCGGACACAUGCAGGAGAUGAUCAUCCCAGCAGGGAAAGCCGGUCUCAUCAUCGGCAAGGGAGGAGAGACCAUCAAACAGCUCCAGGAGCGAGCUGGCGUGAAGAUGAUUCUGAUACAGGACGCCUCACAGGGUCCAAACAUAGACAAACCACUACGUAUUAUUGGAGAACCUUACAAAGUACAGCAAGCUCGUGAGAUGGUUCAGGAGAUCUUGAGAGAAAGGGAUCAUCCUGGAUUUGGAGAUAGGAACGACUACGGUUCCCGAGUCGGUGGAGGACUGGAGGUGUGUGUGCCGGUCCCGCGUCACUCUGUGGGUGUCGUGAUUGGUCGAAACGGAGAGAUGAUUAAGAAAAUCCAGAACGACGCAGGGGUCAGGAUACAGUUUAAACCAGAUGACGGCAACGGUCCGGAUAAGAUCGCUCAUAUCAUGGGUCCUCCGGACCGCUGUGAACACGCCGCCAGCAUCAUCAACGACCUGCUGCAGAGCAUCCGCGUACGAGAGGAGGGAGGAGGGGGACCACCUGGUCCUCCCGGUACAGGUAUGCCUCCGGGUGGGCGCGGCAGGGGGCGUGGCCCGGGCAACUGGGGCCCGCCAGGCGGCGAGAUGACCUUUUCUAUCCCCGCCCACAAAUGCGGCCUCGUGAUAGGCCGGGGGGGCGAGAACGUGAAGUCGAUCAACCAGCAGACCGGGGCGUUCGUGGAAAUCUCGCGCCAGCCCCCGCCCAACGGCGACCCCAACUACAAACUGUUUGUGAUCAGGGGAACGCCGCAGCAGAUCGACCACGCCAAGCAGCUGAUCGAAGACAAGAUCGAGGGUCCUCUGUGUCCUGUCGGCCCCGGCCCAGGAGGUCCUGGUCCCGCUGGUCCAAUGGGCCCGUAUAAUCCGAAUCCUUACAACCCUGGACCACCUGGAGGCCCCCCACAUGGAGGUCCUCCUGGCGGGCAGUAUCCUCCUCAGGGUUGGGGCAAUGCUUACCAGCAGUGGCAGCCGCCUGGUCCUCAUGACCCCAGUAAAGCCGCGGCAGACCACAGCGCUGCCUGGGCCGCCUAUUACGCGCAGUACUACCAGCAGCCACCAGGGGGCGCCAUGCCCAGUCAGAGCCCCGCUGCCCCUGCAGCUGCUCCCGCCCCCGCCGACCAGAGCCAAGCCCCGCAGGCGGCCGGGGCCCAGCCCGACUACACCAAGGCCUGGGAGGAGUACUACAAGAAAAUGGGCAUGACAGCAGGUGGGGGCGGGGCGACAGCGGCGGCAGCUCCAGCGGCCGCGGCGGCGGCAGCGGGUGGAGGACAGACAGACUACAGCGCUGCCUGGGCAGAGUACUACAGACAGCAGGCCGCUUACUACGGCCAGGCCACACAGACACCUGGACAACCAGGCCCACAGCAGGGUCAACAGGCGCAGUGAAGGGAGGUGCUCAGAGUGUGAGAUGUUCUCAGACACACACACACACACACACACACGUACACAUCUCUCCUGGGCCGUCCCCUCUCCUCCCAGGACUCCUUCUCCAAGAGCAUCUUGGGGUUUUUUUUUUCUGGUUUUUGUUGUGGAUUUUUGGUUUUUGUCUAUAUUUCAUUUUGUUGUGAGGGGAGUUGAGUCCUGCAUCCUUUUUGAUCUUCCUCUCCCUCCCUCUCUCUCUCUCUCACAACAGAUGAACAUGAACAAAAGAGAUAAAAAGCCCUGUAGAUGGUCCGAUGAUUC
Messenger RNA from Chanos chanos (milkfish), 2344 nucleotides. It is a transcript of the gene khsrp, whose product is annotated as KH-type splicing regulatory protein. Gene Ontology annotation, biological process: regulation of DNA-templated transcription. The record is from RefSeq and is a predicted model, not a curated record. The coding region runs from base 44 to 2047 and encodes 667 amino acids. NCBI's taxonomy places the organism in Eukaryota, Metazoa, Chordata, Actinopteri, Gonorynchiformes, Chanidae. The transcript is spliced from 18 exons. Gene Ontology annotation, molecular function: RNA binding.